UUACGCGAUAUCCCAUACACAGAUUCCAUAAUGUCCCAACCGGUAUUUGACGGUACCUUUGUCAACAACUUUUGGGGCCAGGAGAACACUGGCUUCGACGUUGUUCAGACACACAUGGCCAACGGGGCCACCUCUGUCGACGAGCUCGUGCAAUUCUGUAAACACAAGAUCCAGCUCGAACAGGAGUACGCGCGCAAGCUCGAGGCCCUUUCCAAACAGAUGGUGGGCUCGUGCGAGUCCGGCACUUUGAAGCAGUCAGUCAACGCGCUUCUUCACGAGACGCGCAAAAUGUCCGAGUACCACAACCAGCAGGCAAGCCACAUCGGCCAAGCUGUGUACGAGCCGUUAAGACGGUUUGCCGACCACUUUUCCGAACAGAAGCGCGCAAUCGAACGCAAUGUGCGGUUGCUGAAGGAGGAAAUGGACCACGCGGACGCUAGCGUCGAAAAGUUGCGCGCGGCGUACGCACACGAGUGUGCCAAGUACAAGGCGUUGCGCGCAGAGACACAAUUAGCAUUGGGGCGCGAGUUGGAGAAAAUCCACGUGAAAAUCGGGCGUACCCAUGAGGCCAUGACCACCCUCGGGCAGAAGUACCAUCUCGCAGUCACCCAGGCGGCGCAGCUCCAUGACCAGUACGUGUUGAACUGGAAGUUGGCCGCGCGUCGGUUGGAAAGCUUGGAGGGUGAGCGCAUCAACGAGGUGCGUAAAAACGUCUGGGAGUACACCAACGCCAUUUCAACCAGCUGUGUGAACGACGCGGACUCUGCAGAAGAGGUUCGGACGGUUUUGGAAAAGGUGGAUGCCAAGGGCGACGUGUACUCGUUUGUUGAACGCAAUCACACGGGUAAUCAGAUCUUUGACCCCGCGCUGUUUAUAGAUUACGAAAGGGGCCAGACCGAAACGCCGCGUAACUUUAUCUGGGCCAGUUUUGGGGGACAAAGCAAGGAAAGCACCCCUUCUACGUACGAAGAAAGGCCAAAGAGUGUUGCAGCGACGCAACUCUUUGGCGACUCGGGAAUGCAGCCGAUUUUUGCCCAAAGCAAGGAAUCCCCGUCCAGGCUCGCGCCACCAGAAGAACGGGCCUUCUUUGGCCCUGCGGGGUCUAACGUCUCGGAUGAUCACCGUAGAUCCAACAUGUCUGACGAAAACCGCCGUUCUCAUUAUUCUGCUUCUACCUUGUUUGAAAGAGCCAAGUCCCAGUCUGGCUCGGAAGCCUCCGCGUACACCGCCGCAUCAGCCUCUUCCAACAAAACAUGGUCCUCACCCGACCGCCGGCGCUCGCGUGCGUCGCGCGAACCGGAGUACGCACAGAUGCACGCCAAGCCGGUGCCGGUACUCGCACCACCCUCGAAGCCUGUUCCGUUGGUGAAGGACUUUUCUAUGAACUUUGACCCGUUGUCCAAGGCAUUGGAUAGUUUGAACCAUGGCGGUAACGGCGAUAUGAAUCAGUUCCGGAAGUCCGUCAGAGCGGCUGAGGCAUCAAAAUCCGCGCCCGUCACACCAUGCUUGGACCGGGCGCGCCCCGCACACAUGUAUGCACACGAGGCGAGACCCGCCUACUCAGAGGCUGGCCAGGUCAGACCCACUUAUUCAAAAACUGACCAUGCCCGACCACAUAGCACGUAUAACGACCUCCCAGCACCGUUUGAAUCCCCUGUGAGAACAAAAUCCCGAACGAGAAAGUCGUUCCUGAAUUUGAACUCUUUUAUCGCGCCUGCCGCGCCUACCCCUGAGUACUGUCUGAACGGCGCCAAGGUGGUGACCAAAGCCAUUGCAAAGUAUCCGUUUCAGGCUGGUGAUGAGGAGAUCGACGUGAGCAUGGAGCGCGGUGACCGCUUGCUUGUUUACGAGAUGAUGUCUGAUAACUGGUUUGGGGUACAAAACUUGCGUACCAGCCAGUGCGGCACUGUCCCGGGAAAUUAUGUAAAGUAUGGAGAUAACAUCUUCUGAUGCGCCGCUGCUGUUUUGGAUUGGUAGGUAAGGAUUAAUGUUGAUGAUUUUGUAGCUAAAUGUAGAAUGGCCCGGAAAAAACUCUAGCAU
Babjeviella inositovora NRRL Y-12698 is the source of this 2040-nucleotide messenger RNA. It is a transcript of the gene HOF1, whose product is annotated as formin-binding protein. Bases 31 to 1950 code for a protein of 639 amino acids. Gene Ontology annotation, molecular function: phospholipid binding; protein binding. Gene Ontology annotation, cellular component: cell division site; plasma membrane; cytoplasmic side of plasma membrane. The transcript has a single exon. Lineage: Eukaryota; Fungi; Ascomycota; Pichiomycetes; Serinales. The record is from RefSeq and is a predicted model, not a curated record. Gene Ontology annotation, biological process: cytoskeleton organization.